Molecule: messenger RNA, 411 nt
Organism: Trichomonas vaginalis G3
Lineage: Eukaryota; Parabasalia; Trichomonadida; Trichomonadidae
Product: protein of unknown function, DUF4106 family
Exons: 1
Source: RefSeq, a predicted model, not a curated record
AUGUUGGACCCAGAUAUUUCAAAUGCUUUAGCUGCCAAAUAUAUUGCAGUUCCACUUAUGUUCCCUAUACACCAAAUAUCUGUCAAAGACUUUGCAGGUGAAGUUGGAAACCAAAAUCCAGGAGCCGCAGGUGCAAGAACAGAUAUUGCUUUAACAACUGCAAUGAAACAUGCAGAUACUAUGUUUGUACUGUUCAGACGAACUAUAAAUGACUAUUCUUGUUUCUACAACCCUGGUAUUAAAUAUCAUAUAAACAUAGAUGGCAAAUAUUAUCCAAGAGAAGAAUAUUCUACAGUUGAGGAUAUGAGGUCAUACAACUUGACAUUAGAUGCUAUGAACUUUAACAACAACUUCACAACAACUAUUAACCCUGAAAUGCAAAGUUCUAUUAUGCCAUAUGUGAAAGUAUGG